Molecule: messenger RNA, 1389 nt
Organism: Zea mays
Lineage: Eukaryota; Viridiplantae; Streptophyta; Magnoliopsida; Poales; Poaceae
Exons: 1
Coding region: 22-1095 (357 amino acids)
Molecular function (GO): RNA binding
Source: RefSeq, marked provisional
CCCUCUCGCGCCGCCGCCACCAUGUCGCCGCCGCAGCCACCACACCCGGUGCCCCGAGAGACGGUGGCCAGCGCUGUCGCUUCCCUGACAACGUGGAUGAAGAAGCGCGCUGCGGAGGCGCGCCCGAACCUCCUCGCCGACGAGCGCGACGACAUCGUGGUCCUCCAGCUCUCGCUACGCCGCAUCCCCGCCUCGCGCAGCACCAAGCCGCGCCUCCUCCCGAUGCCACAUCCCGUUGUUGGGCACGACGGCGCCUCCGUCUGCGUCAUCUCGGACGACCGCACCAAGUCGCGGUCCCCUUCCGCCUCCGACCUCCACGCGUCCAUGUCGCUCCACCGUUUCCCCGUCUCCGAGGUCAUCCCGCUCUCUACGCUCCGCACGGAUUACCGCCCGUACGAGUCUCGGCGCCGUCUCGCAGCCUCCCACGACCUCUUCGUCGCCGACCGCGCCAUCCUCCCCCUGCUGCCGCGCGUCCUCGGGAAGGCGUUCUACUCCACCAAGAAGGCUCCGAUUGGAGUCGAUUUCACCCGCAUCGGAUGGCCGGAGCAGGUCCGCAGGGUUCUUGGCUCUGCUUUUCUGUACCUGCGGUCAGGGACCUGCUCGGGGAUUAAGGUGGGUAGGCUGGACAUGGAGGAGGAGGAUAUCGUGGACAAUGUGAUGGCCGCGGUGGAGGAGGCUGUCGAGAAGGUGCCAAAGAAGUGGGGCAAUGUCAGGGCGCUGCAUCUGAAGGCUGUGGAUUCAGUUGCCCUACCAAUUUACCAGGUUGUGCCGGAGUUGGGUAUGAAAAUCGAGGUGCCUGAGCCUGACAUUGUUGGAUCUGGGGAGGUCAUCGAAAAGAAGGCGAAUGCUGGUGCCGAUGGAAGAGAGGUAUUUGCCAAUGUGAGUUCCAAGAGGAAGAGGAAUAAGAAGGAGCAGAUUGAGGAGGGUGUUGUGAUGCAGGAAGAAGUUCAGGUGGAUACAGAGAAAAAGAAGAAGACGAAGAGCAUCAUGGUUGAUGAUAGCCAGGAGGUUGGCAAGAAGGGUAGAGUGAAGGGCAAGCGUGCUACCGAGGAGGGAAAGAAGAGGAAGAAGAGCAUAAAGGGUGAUCGUCGGUAAGAAGAUCAAGGGGGAGAAAUCAGAUGACAUGUCAAGAAGUUGAGGACCAAGGUUUAUAUGAUGUAGGCUUCACUUGAGAUGGCCACCAAUCAAUUAUACUGCAGAACUUGGCCCCUCAGGUUUUUCUUCAGGUUUUGUUAGCUUAGUAGCUCAAAUGUAUGGGUUAUAGAAGUAUGGCAAAACUGUUUCUUGUUAGUAUGGCAAAUCUGUUUCUUGUUAAGACUAUGUGCUUUGCUCGACUCUCAACGAUCAAUUGUUGAUCUUCUAAGAAUAUGCUUAUGUUGUCCUGCCCUC